Xylaria bambusicola is the source of this 2134-nucleotide messenger RNA. RefSeq names its product carboxypeptidase S1. The transcript has 2 exons. NCBI's taxonomy places the organism in Eukaryota, Fungi, Ascomycota, Sordariomycetes, Xylariales, Xylariaceae. The coding region runs from base 1 to 1866 and encodes 621 amino acids. The record is from RefSeq and is a predicted model, not a curated record. Gene Ontology annotation, molecular function: serine-type carboxypeptidase activity. Gene Ontology annotation, cellular component: fungal-type vacuole. Gene Ontology annotation, biological process: proteolysis.
AUGCAUCGGUGGCGCAGUAUCCUCCCGUUCUGGUGCGGCGUAUUGGGUAGUAUAGCGCACCGUACUGGCGAGCACGACAAAACAACAACUAUCUCUUCCGAUGUCUUCGAUGGCGUUGACAUUACAUACAAUGAAGUUCCUGCAGAAAUAUGCGGCAACGCCAUAUCGUACAGUGGCUAUGUGAACUUUCCACCGGGUUCAAUGAAGGGUGUCGAACAUGACUACCCAAUUCACACAUUCUUUUGGUACUUCGAAUCCCAAACGGACACUCAAAAUGCUCCGCUGAUUAUUUGGAUGAACGGCGGGCCUGGCGCGUCAUCUAUGUUUGGACUGUUCACGGAGAACGGACCAUGCUCCAUCAAUAGCAAGCUCGAACCAGAGCCAAGACUUUCAUCUUGGAAUCAAUUCUAUAAUGUGCUCUAUGUAGACCAGCCCGUCCAGACUGGUUUCAGUUACGACAUUCCGACACCGGGUUUCUUAGAUCUAGAAACAGGCAACAUUAUCCCCAAAGACCCAGACCAGGACCUUCAAGCAAACACUACCUUCAUCCCCGGCACCUUCAGCAGCCAGAACGUCAAUUGGACUGCGAAUACAACGGAGAAUGCUGCUCGCCACUUCUGGAACUUUCUUCAGGUGUGGUCUCAGGAUUUCAACAAAUUCAGCUCCAGUGAUAAUUCAAUCAGCAUCUGGACGGAGUCGUACGGUGGUCGAUAUGGCCCAGGUUUUGCUGCAUUUAUAGAAGAGCAAAACCUUCAGAUACAUCGUGGGUCCCUGAUUGGAGCGAAACACCUUAAUAUUACAACGCUCGGCAUCGUCAAUGGAUGUGUGGAUCUAUUGACCCAAGAAACAUCUGCUCCAGACUUCGCCUAUGACAUGAACGCUUACGGUAUUCCUGGGAUCACCCGCGAGGAGUACGACGCUGCGCUUAUGGCAUAUUACAAACAGCCGGGAGGGUGCCUUGAUAAAAUCAACACCUGCCUAUCCUUAGGCAAGAGUGACGACCCUGCCAUGUACGGCAACGUAACUAAUGUCAACGAGGCAUGCGAGGAUGCGAGCGAUUUCUGCCAGAAUGAGGUAGAGGGUCCAUACAUAUUUCGCAAGCAAUGGGCUUUUUACGAUAUCGCUCAUUGCUACCUGGAUGCCUUCCCGGGUAAUGAGUUUCUUUAUUACCUAAGCAGGGAAGAGAUACUCCAGGCGAUAGGCGUUCCUGUUAAUUACACCGACAUCUCAAACACCGUCGGCAAGGCAUUCAACCUCACAGGUGACUAUGCAAGGAGAGACCCGCGUGGCUAUCUAGAGGACAUAGCUAUUCUACUCGACUCCGGGAUCCAAGUAGCUAUGGUUUAUGGAGACCGCGACUUCGCUUGCAAUUGGAUUGGCGGCGAACGAGUAAGUCUAGGUGUGGACUAUUCCCAGAGCGACAAGUUCAGGCUUGCUGGGUAUAGCAAUAUCACCAUAGACGGCUCUGAUCCAGUAGGCCAGGUUCGCCAGCACGGCAUGUUUUCCUUCAGCCGGAUAUACCAGUCUGGUCACAUGGUCCCUUCUUAUCAGCCCGAUGCCACACUCAGCAUACUGCGCCGAGUCAUGGGGCAAAGAGAUGUCGCCACCGGAAACAUCUCCCUUUCAGAUGAGUACUCAACAGAUGGCACUUCCGAGUCAACAGCAACCUUGGUGGCACCUGAGCCUCCUUCGAUUACAUGUUAUCUCAGAGGCAUGGCCUCUACUUGUGCACAGAAUCAGAUUGACGCUAUCAAAGACGACAGUGCUACUAUCGAGAACGGGGUCAUACGCGAUCCUCCUCCGCAGGCAGCUUGUCCAACGCUUCCCACGAGCAGCGAUUUCAUGGGUGAAUUACGACGACACUAAUAGGUCUCUUAUGGGGCAAUAAGAAAUUAGGCGGUGUACGUGCACGGGAAGUUUGCUCACAGAGUAGACACAGACAAUUUUAUCAUCGUUAGAAUAAUCCAUUGCAAUAUAUAAGCAGUAUCGCUAGAAUAAGCCCUUGCAAUAUUAGGAACUCGGUUCGAGAGCCUGAGCUGACUCAUUAUGCGGGUCGUGGCGGUGCGGUCCACCUCCUAGCCGCCGGGCCUCCGUUUUGCCAUCGGCCUGUUGACUCCACUGGUGCACCGUAUUG